ACCCACCCCUCCCUCUCCCACCCUCUCUCUCUCUCUGCCUCUCUCUGACAGCAAAUGCACAGUUGUAGGUUCUACACAAUCACACUCGGUGGUGCUGUUGCCUAAGGAGACCACUAUAUCCAUCCAGAACACAGCUGACACAGCUGAGUGCAUUGGUCAUAAAUUAAACAAGGAUGCACACAUAUCCUACAUGUGAAGCUAUAUAUAACAGUCUAUUAAGGUUGUCGUAUUGCUAUAAUUGCCUUAUUACUUUUACCAUAAAGAAGAAAACAAAUGCUUUUAAAGACUUAUUAUUUACUUAUUAUUAUUAUUCUGUGGAUAUUAGCUGCGUUUUUCAGAUAGAUUAUAUUUUUUUCUAGAUAUAAAACAUGGCUUUAUGCCUUUGCCAGAGCAUAGGCGUAUCAUUGAAUGGGACAGUUUUCUUCUGUUGUCACGCGAUACGACCAUCGGACAAACACUUUAUUCUGUAAUAGAGGAAAUGAGAAAGGGUGUGUUGGUGAUGUGGCAAAAGAUCUAGAAUUAAAUAUGAAGGGAGUUGGUCUGUGGUCAGGCACACCUUGUUAUCAAUGGAAAUAACCAAUACGUUGUGUUGAAUCAGAACAAAGGCCAUCUCAUUGUCAACAAAAAAAUAGACAGGGGGAAGGUGUGCGCCAAAGAAUCCUCAAUAUUCAAGGAAGCAAACAUAUUUUUCUUAGACAGGGCAGUCAAUCCGAUGGAGUUAAUCCUAAACUGAGCAAACAUGAAUUUAAACUGAUGGCCAUUGACGGUGGCGAGUCACAAAGGUCUGGAACUAAAAAAAUAAAAAUACAUUAUGGAUGCAAAUGAAGAUACCUAUACACCUCUUCAAAGCCUCUGUAUUAGAAAAUGCGCCAGAGGGAACUGUAAUAUCAAGUGUACUGCUUCUGAUUAAUCUUGGUUAGAUCUAUCUAACUGGAGAAAUAGAUUAGGAGGCAAGGCAAAGUUACGAUAUAAACCCAAAGACCAAAGACCAGGGUUGAUUAACUAGGGCGAGUAAAAUAAAUAUUGAGAUACUACAUGUAAAUGACAAUCGUCCGACAAUAAGUAUGACUCCAUUCUCAGGAAAACUAUCAGAGGAUUCGCCAAAUGGAACAGUUGUGGCAUUGAUGAGUGUAAAUGCCUCGGGUGGAAAUGGACAAGUGUGUUUAAUCAUGAUAGGCACCAACCUUCCUUUCGCGAUAAAAACAAUACUGAAGAUGACGACACAUUGGUGACUGAUAAAUAGCUGGGAAAAGGAUUCCGUGUGCAACAUUACUCUCGCCAUAUUAUCAACGAGAUGUUGCUUGUGACCUGUGUUAAUGACAUCUCACCCGUUUUUAGUCCUACAGAACUAAUAAUGAAGAAUGACUCCUAAUUUGUAAUAUUGUGUGGAUAAAAUGCACACGUUUCAUAUUUCAUUGUUAAUGGAGAUAUUUACGGAUACCCUUAUUCAAUGUAUUUAAUUAAUUGAUUCACUCAGUAUGUUCACUCGAUUAUGAAUAACUGAAAGGGUUUAAGAUAUAAGUUAGAGCUCAAGUAUAACUGUUACUGUUGUUACGAUGGUCCAGGACCAUGUCGACAACGCCCCUCAGGUUCUGUAUCCAGUCCAGACUGGUGGUUCUCUGGUGGCUGAUAUGGUACCUCGUUCAGCAGAUGUGGGCUAUCUGGUCACUAAAGUGGUGGCUGUUGAUGUGGACUCUGGACAGAAUGCCUGGCUCUCCUAUAAACUACAGAAAGCCACAGACAGGGCGCUGUUUGAAGUGGGCUUACAGAAUGGAGAAAUAAGAACUAUCCGCCAAGUCACAGAUAAAGAUGCUGUGAAACAAAGACUGACUGUUAUAGUUGAGGACAACGGACAGCCCUCUCGUUCAGCUACAGUCAUUGUUAACGUGGCGGUGGCGGACAGCUUCCCUGAAGUGCUCUCGGAGUUCACUGACUUUACACACGACAAGGAGUACAAUGACAACCUGACUUUUUAAUUAGUCUUGGCUUUGGCUGUAGUUUCCUUUCUCUUCAUCACGUGUUUAGUGGUGAUCAUAUCAGUGAAAAUCUACAGAUGGAGACAGUCUCUUAUCCUGUAUCAUUCCAGUCUCCCGGUGAUCCCAUAUUAUCCACCUCGUUACUCAGACACUUUGGGGACAGGGACUCUCCAGCACGUGUACAAUUACGAGGUGACAAUGGCUUAAAAAAGGGUGACAUUAAGUAAACACAAACUAUGGGUCAAAGCUUGGAGAGGGUUGAUGAAGCGGGUGCGCUGAAAACAGUUCGGAUGAGGGAGAAGUCCUCCGAAGGAUCCCAGAUGUCGACUCUGGUGAGUGGCCUCCACCACAAUGUUUAUUUUAAUAUUAAUCAGAAUAAUAAUUACAAUAAAACAUUGAUAAUACAUAAUUGUAAUCAUAAUUAUGAAUUAUAUAUAUUUAUUAUCAUUAAUAUUACUAGUAUCAUAAUUAUUAUUAUUUCAUUAUUUAAUAUACAUUAUUUUAUUAUUCUAUUUUUUUCUUCAAAUAGAACUAGUUAUUGUAUUCAUUUUGUUAUUUUCUCAACAACAUUUGUCUUACAAAAGUGUUUAAUAUCGCAGCGCGUUCUCCUUUUAGCAGUAUUAUUUCAGGACCUUGGACAGCGCUGUGUGUGCGUGUGUGUGUGUGUGUGUGUGUGUGUGUGUGUGUGUGUGUGUGUGUGUGUGUGUGUGUGUGUGUGUGUGUGUGUGUGUGCGUGUGUGUGUGUGUGUGUGUGUGUGUGUGUGUGUGUGUGUGUGUGUGUGUGUGUGUGUGUGCACGUAGCUGAGACGGUACUAUGAAUGAAUGUUUGUCCAAGGAAAGGGUCCCCGUCUCUUUUUUUAUUAUUGUAUCAUAUAAUAGAGCAGGUAGGAGCGUUGUUAUCGAAAUAUUUGUGCGUGCUUGCGCGUGUGUGUCUAGAAAUUCUGAGCGGAUAUGCAGUUUGAACUCUAAGUGACGCUGUUGACCAGGCAAAGAUUUUAUUCCAACAUUGUCGGUCAGUAUUUUUCGCUUCUGCACAUCGAGCUUCGACAUGAAGGGAGAGGUCUUGGUAGAAGGAACACGGCGAAGAAUCGCGAGGCCUAGAUGCGUUUUUUCUUUCGACGCUCUUUAGGAUUAGGCUACAAUAUUUGGAUUAUAUAACAGAGGCCAGAUUUCUUUAUUUUUUGUCUGGAUCGUGGAUUUAACAAUGAGAAAUCAAGUAUCUCUCCGACGACCGUCUGCAUUAUGGCGACCAUGUUUUGGACUGCGACUGAAACUCGAUCUGCUGAUUUUCUUCCUUUACAUCGUUAAUAUUGUAGACUGUCAACUCCGGUACUCAAUCCCCGAAGAGAUGAAAAAAGGAUCUCAUAUUGGUAAUGUCGGCCAAGAUUUGGGUUUGGAUCUGCAAAGGCUUCGUAAAGGCCGAGCGCGCAUCCUGACCGGAGAAACUCCCCAGUACGUUGAGCUCAAGACAGACAAAGGGAUUUUAGUUGUGAACGAGAGAAUAGACCGAGAGCAGCUUUGCGGCGAUAUCACACCGUGCAGCUUCAGCUUCGAAAUCAUUCUGGAAACCCCUAUGGAAUUGCAUCGCAUCAUCGUGGAAGUUUUAGAUGUAAAUGACCAGUCACCUGUCUUCCCCGCUAAAGAUAUUAAUUUAGAGAUCAGUGAGGCAGCUAUUCUUGGAUCGAAAUUUUCCCUGAUCAAUGCGGAGGACUCUGAUGUCGGGAUAAAUACACUUCAGAAUUACGUUUUGACCCCUAGCGAUCAUUUCAUAUUAAAACAGCAAACCAAUACGGAUGGGAGUAGAUACGCUGGAAUGAUUCUUCAAAAAACACUAGAUAGAGAACAGAACGAACACAUGUCUUUAAAGCUAGUCGCAGUAGACGGUGGAACUCCCCAGAGAUCCGGUACAGUCAAUAUACAUAUCACUGUGCUAGAUAAUAACGAUAACGCCCCAGUGUUUAACCAAUCAGUAUACACCGCAACAGUGAUAGAAAACGCGUCAUUGGGCACCCGGGUUGUUACUUUAAAUGCAACUGACGCAGACAGUGUCUCCAAUGGUAUAAUAACGUAUGGUUUCGCCCAAGUCAAGGAAAAUAUAGCUAACACGUUUGUGAUAGAUGAGAAGACGGGGGUUUUAUCUGUUUCUGGAAAUAUCGAUUUUGAGAAGGACAAAAAGUUUGAGGUAAGAGUUGAGGCGAGGGACCAGGGUGGUUUAACAGAUACCAGUAAAGUUAUUAUUGAGGUUUUUGACAUUAAUGAUAAUGCGCCCGUUAUUAAUAUCAUGUCAUUUUCCAACCCUGUUUCAGAAGAUUCACCUCAAGGGACCACAAUUGCUAUUAUCAAUGUGAAGGAUUCGGAUUCAGAGAGAAACGGACACUUAACAUGUACUAUCGAUGCUAAACUGCCAUUUGAAAUCCUGUCAUCGUUGACAGAUUAUUUCAGUUUAGUAUCUGAUUCCAGUUUCGACCGAGAGAUUUCUCCAGAAUACAACAUCACAAUAACAGCCACAGAUUCAGGGUCACCUCGCCAAUCUUCCUUCUUGACACUGAGACUAACUCUAUCUGAUGUAAAUGACAAUGCACCAGAGUUUGCUCAGCAAAGCUACGACGCUAUUGUCGCAGAGAAUAACUCUCCUGGUUUAUCGAUAUUUACUCUAAGUGCAAAAGAUUCCGACUGGAAUCAAAAUGCAAGAAUAUCCUAUUUCUUAGAAGACACUCGUGUGGGUGGUACAAGUAUCUCUACUUAUGUAUCUAUCAACUCUGAAACUGGGGUCCUGUAUUCUGUACGCUCUUUUGACUACGAGCAGAUUAAAGAUUUUCAGUUCCGGGUUAAAGCUCAAGAUGGAGGCUCCCCUCCCCUCAGUAGUAAUGUGAGUGUGAAAAUACUGAUCCAGGACCAGAACGACAACGCCCCUCAGGUUCUGUAUCCAGUCAAGACUGGUGGAUCUCUGGUGGCUGAAAUGGUGCCUCGUUCAGCAGAUGUGGGCUAUCUGGUCACUAAAGUGGUGGCUGUUGAUGUGGACUCUGGACAGAAUGCCUGGCUCUCCUAUAAACUACAGAAAGCCACAGACAGGGCGCUGUUUGAAGUGGGCUUACAGAAUGGAGAAAUAAGAACUAUCCGCCAAGUCACUGAUAAAGAUGCAGUGAAACAAAGACUGACUGUUAUAGUGGAGGACAACGGACAGCCCUCUCGUUCAGCUACAGUCAUUGUUAACGUGGCGGUGGCGGACAGCUUCCCUGAAGUGCUCUCGGAGUUCACUGACUUUACACACGACAAGGAGUACAAUGACAACCUGACUUUUUACUUGGUCUUGGCUUUGGCUGUGGUCUCCUUUCUCUUCAUCACGUGUUUAGUGGUGAUCAUAUCAGUGAAAAUCUACAGAUGGAGACAGUCUCGUAUCCUGUAUCAUUCCAGUCUCCCGGUGAUCCCAUAUUAUCCACCACGGUACUCAGACACUUUGGGGACAGGGACUCUCCAGCACGUGUACAAUUACGAGGUGUGCAGGACCACUGACUCCAGGAAGAGUGACUGUAAGGUCGGCAACGCUGGUAGUCAGAACGUUCUGAUAAUGGACCCCAGUUCUACAGGGACCAUGCAGCGAAUGCAGAUUGAAAAGAGCAUCCUGGAUGAACCAGACUCUCCACUGGAGCAAAAGCCUCCCAACAACGACUGGCGCUUCACCCAGGGUCCGAGACCUGGACCUAGCGGUCCUCAAAUGCCAUACGCCACACACAUACGAUGGACAACGAAGGAUGGCACAAGGGCUGCUGGAGGACCCGAGGUUGCCAUGGGAACCGGCCCCUGGCCCCAGCCUCCUACCGAGGCCGAACAGCUCCAGGCCCUGAUGGCGGCCGCCAACGAAGUGAGUGAGGCCACUGGCACCCUGGGACCCGGCACCAUGGGACUGAGCACGCGCUACAGCCCCCAGUUCACCCUGCAGCACGUCCCCGACUACCGGCAGAACGUCUACAUCCCGGGCAGCACCGCCACCCUGACCUCUAACCCCCAGCAGCAGCUGAUGCAGCAGCAGCAGCAGCAGCAGCAGCAGCAGCAACAGCAGCAGCAGCAGCAGCAGCAACAGCAGCAGCAACAGCAGCAGCAGCAACAGCAGCAGGCGGCUGCCCAGCAAGCCCCACAGCAGGCCCUGCCCCCAUCCCAGGCCUCUGCCCAGGUGGAGCCCCCCAAGGCGGCCCAGACCCCCGCCUCCAAGAAGAAGUCCACCAAGAAGGAGAAGAAGUAGGAAGAUGGAUGGAGGACGAGGGGAAGGCGGCUGGAGGAGGCGAUGCAGUCCCCAGCCUCCUCGACCACUGAUGAUGGAUCGUGAAAAAAAGAAAGAAAAAGGAACAAAAAAAAAAAAACUUCCCUCACUGCCCCCGCAACCCACCCCUGCUCCCCUCCCAGCCAGGGCAGCUGAUUGCUCUGCUGCCCCCGCCCUCACCCAAACCCGCCCGCUCUCACCCACCAACCGAUUUACAAAUCACGCGGACACCGUUGGGUGGGUUCUUUGUAAAGUGUCUCUGGAAGAGCCUUGAGGAAGUUGAAUGUGCUUGAAGGCUGUCGUAUAUAUUUACUUGUCGGAGAACGGUGUCCCUUUGGCAGCGCUUUCUCCUCGUAUUGCUCGUGUAAUCAUUGAUGGUAAACAAGUCUAUUCUUUUGUGGGGGGGAAGGGGGGAGGGGGUUGUGGGUGUGACAGGUUGCUGUAUUUGAUGUCCAAUUCAAAAGAGCUUGGUGUUCGCUACCUACGAACAGGCCGGCUGUGAGGAGCCUCACGGCGCCGUCCAGGGUGUACCCAGUGGUGUAUUCAGAGAUGAAGAUUUGUGGCGUGUUUUCAAGUAGGAUUUGUUACACUCUUUCCCUAGAUGGAAAACAGCCAUCUAUUGUAAAGUACGCUAGAUUGCCACUUGAUUACUCCUACGUAGGCUCUACUAUGUAGGAUUAGGGGGGGACAAAAAUCACAAACACGCAACUCCUAUACUUGCUAUUGUUUGAACAGGUAUUAAUCGCUCUGCUUGCAUGCUGUUUUUAGGUUCAAACCACGUGUAUUUUAAAUGGUUGCAAAACUAUGCAUCGCAAAAGCAAGGAGGACGUCUUUAGUCUUAUGUCCCUCCGUCCAAAAACGCAGGUCAACACGAUGCACACGUAGCAUUUACUUGACAAUAAAUACAGGGGGGAGCGGGGACACACUUUUGUAAGCAUAGUGAAAAAAUAAAAUGAGACUUUGAUCUCAGGCGAUUUCUAUGACUAUCCGAGCAUGUUCCCUUAGGAAGGUUCUGUCAGAGGGCUCUGUGGGCAGGACCUUGGGUUGUUCCUCAGAGCUAGCGGAGGAACACUAGCAUUAGCCUACGCUAACAAACAAACCCUCCGUCCCUCAACCUUCCAGACCCGCUUGUAGGCCCCCCCCCUCCCCCGCCUCUUGUGGCGGCCACAGUCUUAGAGCCAAACGAUAAGAAACGCACUGUUAGUAUGAUAAACCAUGAGAUGACAUAGGGGUAGUAAUCACUUCAGUCUUUAGGGGAUAAACAACAUGUAGACGUUUUCAGAUGAAGAAAAAAAAAAACGAUGUUCGUGCUUAGGAGUUUCUAGAACUCUUGCAGGCUGCUAGGGCCUCUACUGAGUACCCCUCUCCCCCCCUCCCCCCCCCAACACCCACACGCCUCCCCCACGACUUCCCCUCGACCCUAAAGUGCUGGUAGUAUCUCCUGACACGAGACAACUCUCCCUCGUUUUUCUUUUUAAAAAGAUAAGCUUGAUAGCGUAGAGGUUGUCGUUUAUACCAGAAGACAUGAAGUGGUUCUUUCUCGCCAUAUUGUCUGUCCGCCAAGAGACCACGGCUGGACGCCACUGCAUGACUAGAUGAAGGUGUCGUGGAGAGGGUUGAGCUGUCAGGGGGGAACGCUUUGGGGUAGCAGGAUUAGGGUGAGACUAAGGAGUUAGACUCAAACCUGGUUCUCGCGUGCUGAAAGUAGUACCCCGGUUCAGCCGCUGACCUCCCGCUUGGCUACCUUUAAUGCGCUGAGCCACAUAUAGCUCAGCACAUCGGCCCAUGUUGGAGAGGAGGGUAAACCACUUGAGGAUCAAGCAGCGAGGGGUGGUUCAGUCCUCCUUGGUAAUCCACCCUUACAUCCACAUUGUAAUGCCAAGCUCAGGCGCUCUACCACUUAGUCCAACCCUCUGGUUCUGUGGAGGCUCUUCCCCUCUGUAAAUAAACACACGUCCUGUCGAUGGUAUGAGCCAGUUGUAUAGUAGGGACCACGUCCAGCGUUUUCAAAAUAAGAGUCCCCCCCCCAUCCACAAGACGUGGCUUACUACUGGAAUGUGUUGCAUUUUUUUUUUCACAGUAAAAAAAAUAAGUUGAAAACCACAGUAUAAAAAGAAAAAGAUAAAAAGAAUAAAAAUCUGAGAUGUUCUUAAACAGUUUGUGUUGCAAUGUAGUAACUAAGCACCAUGGAAGCCAACUAACUUUUCAGUGUAAAUAAAUGAAUUAAAAUGACGAUAACUUUAGAUGAUAAGUAUACAAAGUGACACGCGUAGACUAGUUAACUCUUGAUAUGUGUUGCGCAUAUUUUUGUGUUCAUUUUCUCUCUAUUAUCUAUUUUAUCACCCUGUAAAGAAAAGAAACCACAAAAAAAUAUAUUGGAAAUGUUUCUAUCCUUCUGUAACCUCUUUAUGUUCUUUUGCUGUGAUUUUAUCUUGUGCAUUUGUGAAAGAAUGCCUCUUUCUGUCCAUAUGAACAAACAACUAUAAAUAUUAUAUGUGUAAGUCUGUCCGCUGCGGAAUUAAUCCUACUCUAUCCUGCUGUAUUAUCUUUCUUAUAAAUGCUUAGCCCCCACGCUAUACCCCUGUGUUAUUCUCUUAUUUUGAUGCUAAUAUUUAUAUUGCUGUUUUAUUUUCUCUUGAACACUGACAUUUCAAAUAAAAGAUUCAUUUUAAAAGCUA
Gadus morhua (Atlantic cod) is the source of this 8912-nucleotide messenger RNA. RefSeq names its product protocadherin gamma-C5. Bases 3181 to 6216 code for a protein of 1011 amino acids. The transcript is spliced from 5 exons. The record is from RefSeq and is a predicted model, not a curated record. NCBI's taxonomy places the organism in Eukaryota, Metazoa, Chordata, Actinopteri, Gadiformes, Gadidae. Gene Ontology annotation, biological process: homophilic cell-cell adhesion. Gene Ontology annotation, molecular function: calcium ion binding. Gene Ontology annotation, cellular component: plasma membrane.